GCUCAUGGCGGAAGCGACUCUGACCUCCGAGUUCCCGCAGCCGGCUGGUGUCGCGCGCUGGGCCGAGGCUAUGGCUCGCUUUGCGGCCAGGCUGGGCGCGCAGGGCCGGCGGGUGGUGCUGGUCACGUCCGGCGGCACCAAGGUCCCGCUGGAAGUGCGAGCCGUGCGCUUCCUAGACAACUUCAGCAGCGGGCGGCGCGGAGCUGCCUCGGCCGAGGCCUUCCUGGCCGCGGGGUACGGGGUCAUCUUCUUGUACCGCGCUCGCUCCGCUUUCCCCUUUGCCCACCGCUUCCCGCCCCAGACCUGGCUGUCGGCUCUGCGGCCCUCCGGCCCAGCCCGUGCGGGGACGCUGCCCUUGGAGGCCGAGGAGAAGGCGCUCCCGGGCUUCGCUGCAGCCUUGCUGAGCUACCAAGAGGCCGCGGUUGCCGGCACUUUCCUCGCCGUAGAGUUCACCACUUUGACGGACUAUUUGCAUCUGCUGCAAGCUGCGGCCCUGGCGCUCAACCCACUAGGCCCUUCUGCGAUGUUCUACUUGGCUGCGGCCGUGUCAGAUUUCUAUGUUCCUGUUUCUGAAAUGCCUGAACACAAGAUCCAGUCAUCUGCUGGCCCACUGCAGAUAACAAUGAAGAUGGUGCCAAAAAUGCUUUCUCCUUUGGUUAAAGACUGGGCUCCGAGAGCAUUUAUAAUUUCCUUUAAGUUGGAGACUGACCCAUCCAUUGUAAUUGAUCGUGCACAUACUGCUUUGGAAGUUUAUCGACAUCAAGUGGUGGUGGCCAAUGUCCUUGAUACUCGGAGGUCCUUUGUAGUUAUCGUUAGAAAAGACUCGGAAACCAAGCUCCUGUUGUCAGAGGAAGAAGUAGAGAGGGGCAUAGAGAUAGAACAGAAGAUAGUGGAAAAUCUUCAGUCUCAACACACAGCUUUUAUAUGUGACAAAAACUAAAAAACCAUUUUAGGGGGCGAAAUAUGUUCAGUGGACCAGAACUCUUACAGAGCAUAAUGGUGAGAACUAGAAUUUAAUCCUUUGCUUUCAUAAAACCGGAGAAAAGUGAAGAGAAUGCGAAAAGCAGUAGUGUGAAGAAGAACGUAAUUUGGUAUUUGUCUUUUAAAGGUCUUUUUUAAUCAUUAAACAUGAAAAAAAAGUAAAGCAACUAUGACCAAACUACCUGAUGCACUUACCUGGAUGUCCUCACGAUUUUGAAAAUGCAUCUAAUAGCCAUUUCUCACCUUAAAGAGAAGAACCAUAUUGAGGAUUAUAUUCUGUCCAUCAAGAUACACAUGGGAGCCGGAAUGCCAGACUUCUUCAUAGUAUAAGAGAAGAAUUAUGGAUACAUAUGUGGUGGUGAGUGCAUAUUAUGUGCCAGGCCCAUGCUAAAUUUUGAGGAUUAAAAAGAUGAAUAAAAAUGUAGAUUGGAAAAUGGAUUGUAAACGAGUGCAAUAAAGUAUAUACCCAAAAGUCAA
Molecule: messenger RNA, 1458 nt
Organism: Echinops telfairi (small Madagascar hedgehog)
Lineage: Eukaryota; Metazoa; Chordata; Mammalia; Afrosoricida; Tenrecidae
Gene: PPCS
Product: phosphopantothenoylcysteine synthetase
Exons: 3
Coding region: 5-940 (311 amino acids)
Biological process (GO): coenzyme A biosynthetic process
Cellular component (GO): cytoplasm; nucleus
Molecular function (GO): phosphopantothenate--cysteine ligase activity
Source: RefSeq, a predicted model, not a curated record